UGCUCUGAAGUUGAUCAGUCUGCUCAGAAACUUCUCCAGAGGGGAAAGUAUUGGAAUCAGUUUCAAAGGGGGAAAGACCAGAUUUUUGCAGUGCAUCCGAAACGUAUUGCAUAGACCGGACAACGCUCAGAAUAAAAUAAAAUUGAAGAUUUUAAAGGCAAUAUUCUAGCAGAAAUUCCAAUUUAGAUUUUUUUGUUGAGUGCGAUCUGUUUAAUUGGAUAUUUCAAAAUCAGACUAUUUCAGCCUUUUUGAGAGAUCUUGCGGUGAAGUGCUUCUGCAAUUUGGAUCUUUUUAACACAACUGCAUUUUUUUAGUCUGAUGACCUGAGAGAGGGAGAGAGACGCAUUUGCAAAACUCACUGGCGCUUUUUUUCCCCGGACGUAAAGAAAGAAAACAAGAUGACACACAUUUUUAUCUUGGUGGUUACAUUUUUCAUGGGGUUAUCCCGGUGCUACUCCUCGUAUGUUCCCUGCGAGCCCUGUGAUCAGAAGGCGCUCUCCAUGUGCCCCCCAGUGCCGGUCGGCUGCGAGUUGGUGAAGGAACCGGGUUGCGGCUGCUGCCUGACCUGUGCUCUCUCCGAAGGUCAGGCGUGCGGCGUUUACACCGGAACGUGCACACAUGGGCUCCGGUGCUUGCCACGGAACGGCGAGGAGAAGCCGCUUCAUGCCCUUCUUCACGGGAGAGGAGUGUGCACAAAUGAGAAAGGAUACAAGCCUCUCCAUCCUCCGAUAGCAGAUCACGAGUCCAAAGAGCACGAAGAGCCGAUGAAGACGGACAUCACGGAGGAGGCGCCGAUCGGCCACCCGGCGAAGGUGCCGCGGAUAAACAAGGACGUGAUCAACAAGAAGGCGGUGGCCAUGGCCAAGGACAAGAAGAAGCAGGAGCAGAAGCUCAGGGCCGUGGGCCAGGCCAACUUCUCGCCUCUCCCGAUCGACAAACACGAACCAGAAUACGGUCCAUGCAGGAGAAAGCUGGACGGCAUCAUCCAGAGCAUGAAGGACACCUCUCGUGUCAUGGCUCUCUCCCUGUAUCUCCCCAACUGUGACAGGAGGGGAUUCUUUAAACGCAAGCAGUGCAAGCCCUCCCGUGGCCGGAAGCGAGGCAUCUGCUGGUGCGUGGACAAAUACGGGGUGCAGCUGCCGGGAACCGACUACAGUGGCGGCAACAUCCAGUGCAAGGACCUGGAAAACAGCAACAACAACGAGUGAGGAGAAGCCCCUCCCACACGACAUCACCUGACCCUAGGGCCCGCCCAUCUCCUUCUUUCCUUCCCACCUGUUCACCCGCCAGUCACUUUGAGAUUGUGAUACAAAGCAAAACAAAGCAGAAUGAAAAAAAGAAACUCAAACAAGAACAGAAACAGAACAAUAACAAGAAAAAAUGAAACAAAGCUGAAUAAAAGACACAGGAAAUCUUUUUUUUUCUUCGUCUGAGCGCUCAUCUCUAACUCAUGGGACCCAGCACAAGUCAGAGUGUGUGUGUCUCUCACGCUGUUAAGGAAUCCCCUGAAGCUGGGUCCCAGCAGAAAAAAUGAAAAGGUAAAAAUAAAAAACAAAAAAAUAUAUACAUGCAAUUAUAUAUUUUUGUAGAGGCUGGGGUUUGAGCACCAUACCAUUUUGUUUAAAGUUAACAUAAGACAGAAAAAGAAUAUAUGGCAUGUUUAUUAAUAACAGGGCUAUCUUGUUUUAUUUUUGUUUUUUUUGUUUUUUUUUUACAUCUAUUGUUGGGACGUCAGAAGAGAUAGCAAGAAAUCCACUAUUGGACGAACUCUGUUGUUUUGAUGUUUGUUUGUUUUCCACAAGAGAAAAACCACAAUAGGGAUCUGCUGACACAGUCGUCUCUAUCUGGGUAUAUUUGGCCCUGUCAGAGCACUUAUUAAUAGGGGAACCUGCUUGGAAAUGUGUAACUUCACCAGUGUACAUUUGUGUGAAUGUGUGUAUGUGAUUAUUUUGUGUCGUCUGUGUGUGAACGUAUGAUGUUUGUAUGUGUCUGCUUGUGAACGAAAGUAAGAGCGACAGAGAGAGAAUCUUUAUGAACGAAUGUCCUUUAUUUUCUUCUUGUCACGGCCUUUUGUGGCAGAUACUCCCUGUUUGUUCUGCACCUGACAUAGGCUUCAGAAAGGUACUCUUUUUCAUGUGCUUAUUCAUGGUGUGUGUGAUUCAGGGAGUGGAAAAUGUAAAGAUUCGAAAUUGUGUCAGACAAACCUGUUCAAGUGGCUCAAUGACCGUAGCUAGCCUAAUAUGCCAACUGUGCCUAUGUAUACAGACGCUGCCAUGCUGUGUGACAGAGGUAGACAGAGAUUGCUGCUCCUGUUGGUGGACUGAUGUCUGGGCAUGUUUCUGUAGAUAAGGACUCCACAAUUUGACUCGAUAUCGUUAUACCCUGUAGGGCACUCACAGUGUCCUCUUAUUUCUUUUCCAUACGGCGGGCAUUAAGGCAGUAUUGGCCUUGAAGUUGGUGACUGGUGACAAGCGGUUUGUGACAACGUGUGUUGCUGAUCCACUUUUGGACCGGCUGCCAGCACCAAAAUUCAUUUAGAAAAGUCACAUCGAUUCCACCUUUCUGCCUUUUCAGGUUUUUGAAAAAAGUGCAGGAUACGGGCAGAAGUUCACCAAUCAGGGCUGUAAACUCCACUCUCUGUUUUUUUUUUUUGGUGUUUGAGGUGCAGUCUUGUAUUUUUUUUUCUUUCAUUUUUGUGCUGUUUUACUUGCCUUCAGUGAAGUAAUGACUGCCCACCGUUGAGCCAUGUAUCUAAACCAAGUUUCCCUGAGACUGAAUAGGUGUAAUCUUGGUAUGUUACCUUUAACUUUAGAUUAAUGAAUGUUUUAACAGGAAAAAAAAACCUACAGUGUACUGGUGCUUGGAAAAGGACUUGUGUAUUUCAGCCUGUAAACAAUUUGCAUCGUUUCUGUUCAACCUGUCACAAAGAGAAGCUUGUUGUUUGAAUCCAAGGGUAUUCAAAUGGCCAGACAGCAGCAGCAGCAGCAGCAGCAAAAGCAGCCAGUCCACCUCCAGCCACUGUCCUCCCAGUGUGCUCUCGUACGCCACAUCCCAAAAUGGUUAUCCACUUUAGACGACUUGUCUAGACUGUAAUUCAACAUGGGUUGUUUUACAAGACUGUUCUCUCUCCCCCCCCUCCUUUCUUGUUUCUUUUCUUUUCUCCUAAAGGGGCAUCGUUAAAACAAAUGGCACAUUUACUACAGGGUCAGCUGAUGUGUAGUUUUAUGUGAGUCUGUGUGUGAGUCUCAGUGCCUUUCUACAUGCAAAUACAUUUGACUAGUGAUGUGAACAUUACACAGAAGCCAAGGGGACAAAGCAGGCAAACCCUUUGUUUUGUAUUGACGAGGGACCUGACGCGAGUUCAGAGUAAAGAGACGUUCAGAUGAACACUAUAUCAAACUUUGUUUUUUUUUUUUUGCUACGUGCCCUCUUUAAAUCAUACGCUGUGGCUGAGGCAAAGACAAAAGGGAGAGAGGCCUUUUGUCACUAACGUCACAAAACUUGUGGGUACUGUUCUGUCUCUCCCUUGAUUUCUUUUGAGAAUAAGCUGAAUAUUUGAUUGUGCGUGACUGCAAAAUGUUUUGUGUACUAGCUGAAGAAAAAAAAGAAAAGAAAUAACACAUCGUUUUUACAAUCAUCAGAUAUGUCAAACACGAUUGACACUGUGUCAAUGUUAAGCUCUUUGCUGAUUUUUUUUCUCUCAGUGGAAAGACAGAAAAGCCAUUCCCAGCCACCGUCGUCGUCGUGCGCAGAUCCGAUUUCAGAGCCCGAGUGUUCAUACCUCUAAACAAUGGGAUUUAGCUUAGCGGAGCUGCUCUUAUACGAGCCUGCCCCUAGCAUUCUAACAAAAUCCCACCUAAUGAGCUCAUACAAGGAAGACAGAGAGAGCGAGAGAGAGAGAGAGAAAGGAGGAAGAAGGAAGGAAUGAAUGAAAAGAAAGAAAAAAGAGGGAGGGGAAAGAGAUGAGUACAGCUCAUAUAUCUGUAGUGGCCAAGGGAAUUUUUUUUUUUCGUUUGUUCAGUAGUGGUUGCUUUGCACGGUCAUAAGUCCAUAAUGCCCUCUGGGUUUCAGAAAGUGAAGACAUGUAACUUGCACAAAAAAACAGGUCUCUGAAAUGGUCUUCAUGCAAAAGAACCACGUGGCAGGUCUAAGUACACAUGUGGAUACUGUCCAGGUCCUGAGAAACAUAUUGCGCCCCCCCACUCCCCACCCCAACCCCACCCCAUUUAUUGAAAAAAAAAGCAACUUGCACUUAAAUGGCAUCAUAACUAAGUUAUUGCCACAACGCCCCACCCCUAUUUUCUGUAGUGCUGUCACCACCACCACCGUCGCCGCAUUCAAAAACUCUGUUUUUCAGGUAGAGGAAGACUUAAGUGUGACCUUGACGGAGCUGCUUUUUGGCUCCCACGACAAGUUUCUUUGACAGGGGCUUACAGUAUGUGGCCCGCGCCUGAGACCCAGAACCACCACCGUUUAUAGGGAGAGCCGUUCUCAGUUCCAUCCAUCCAUCCAUCCAUCCAUCCAUCCAUCCAUCCAUCCAUCCAUCCAUCCAUCCAUCCAUCCAUCCAUCCACCCGUGCAUGCAGGCACACACACACACACACACAGCAUAUUCUUAGACAAUUAGCCUCAGUGCCAGUCUGGGGAAAGAGGGAGAGAGAGGGAAGGUGAGCUCCUUGGGCGGUGUGCACAGGCAGGGCUUCAAUAGCCGCCCCCAGCUCAUAUGGGGGCCUCACACUCCACACACACACCACCACCACCAACAACAACAACAACACAGUAGACACAGGUAGCAGACAGGUUAGGCAACUGGGAGGGCUUCAGAAUCUGAUAGAGCAAAUAUAGGUAGGACUCUAGGCUAAACUGUAGCCUGCAGUAGGCCAAAACUCACCCAAGUAACGAUUCUAAUGUUGAAUCCCUUGUUGGAUUUCAUAUUGACCUGAAAUUGUUGUCAAUGCUUUGUCAUUGAACAUGGACUAAAACUAAUAUUUGUAAUUCUAGGGGUAGUAGCUAGUUUGAGGGAGGAACCCCCCACCCCACCCUUACAGCAUUGGACAAAAGAUCCUCUACUUCCAUUCAGUUUGCUUUCUCGACUCCUAUUGGUGCCUCCGUUGGAUUCUGAAACCUUCCGCCUGGUUUAGACUAAUGCAAUAAUCACAGCUCAGUAUUUACAGUAACUUCAGCUUGAUUUUCCUGAAUGCAUAACAGUUGUAUUUUUCUCUGGUUGAGUUUAGACAUGAUGUUUGAUCACCAAUAGCAUACUGCAUAAGCUGACAUGCGAAACAAAACCCCAGUUCACAAGUGGCAGGAGGAGGAGGACCGUGGAAAUGUUUAGCAUUUGGAAUUCUUAAUGAUACAAAACAGAAAAAAAAAAUCUCAAAAUUAUUAAGAAAGUGAAUAUCACUGUGUAAUAUUUAUUCAACUUGUAAUUUAUGUACUCUUUUAACCUUUGUCUUUUUUUUGUUAUGACAAAGCAUUUAUUUAAAUAAAGUUAUGUAUUCAUUUA
This is a messenger RNA of Engraulis encrasicolus (European anchovy), 5505 nucleotides long. It is a transcript of the gene igfbp5b, whose product is annotated as insulin-like growth factor binding protein 5b. The record is from RefSeq and is a predicted model, not a curated record. Bases 399 to 1208 code for a protein of 269 amino acids. Gene Ontology annotation, biological process: regulation of insulin-like growth factor receptor signaling pathway. Gene Ontology annotation, cellular component: extracellular region. The transcript is spliced from 4 exons. Gene Ontology annotation, molecular function: fibronectin binding; insulin-like growth factor I binding; insulin-like growth factor II binding. Lineage: Eukaryota; Metazoa; Chordata; Actinopteri; Clupeiformes; Engraulidae.